AUAAACGAUAAUUAUAUUGCACUAACUAGUCGUAGAAUCGUCAUUUUAAAACAGUAACAUACUUAUCUCAUGUAUACUUUGAAAUUGACGAUAAUUUUGCUUAUAAACAAACAAAGAUAAUGCCAGCGUGAUUAAUUGAACGGAAAGUUGUUUUCCUGAGAUAUUUGGGGUGUCAAACAUGGUAGUGCAAGUUUAUAUUAGUGGUGUUUCCGGAAAUACAGAGGUAAAAUCUCGUCAACAACGAGUAUUAUCGAUACUAGAUGCUAAAAGUAUAGAGUACGAAAUUGUGGACAUCACGGGUGAGGACAGCGAGAGCCACAAAAUAUUUAUGAGAUCAAACGCGACAUCUCUGGGUGGAACAAUGAACGAUCCAAAUCCAAAAUAUCCUUUGCCGCCACAAUUUUUCAACAACGAUGUUUAUUGCGGGGAUUACAAUCUAUUCGAUACCGCUAACGAAUUAGGAGAACUGGAUGUAUUUCUUAAAUUAGUAGAUGGUGUUAGUUCCAACGAUCAAAAAAUAUCUACCGCGGAAAUAGUUUUGAAAUAAAAAUAUUUUUACGUUAAACUUUAUAUAUUUCAUUUUUAAGUAUUGAAUUUUACUUCGACUUCAACUAACUCCCACUGUAAAUUCGAAUUACUCAAAUUCCCGCCUGUUACUUACUUCAAUUUCAGUGCACUUUUCAACUCUCCACUGUAUACAAAAUACUAUAAAUAAACUACGAUAAAUUGUCUAUAACUUUCUAAACUCCCCUUGUAUUUCUUCUUUUUUGGGUUUCUGCUUAUAACAACUGCAGACACAGUGUAGCCAAAUUUAUAAACAGUAUAAGUUUAUCGAGAAAAAAUAAAAUAAAACAGAAGCAAUUUAGUAUCAUUUACAUUUAACUAAUAAAAAAUAGCGUUUUUAUUUAUUUUUAUACCAAAUUGUUUUAUAUUAAAAUCAAACUGUUCAUUAUAAAAUAAUAAUUUCAUUUUAUGAAUUAUUGGUAUGAGAUUUCUAUACUAAGAUAAAAAGAAAUAUGGCAACACCGUUUAUAAUUUUACGUUACGUGUUGGCUGGAUACGCGAUAACGAACGAAUUUAUUUCUUGCGACGUUGCCAUUCAGACAUUUUACGUCUAUAAUUAUUUUAUUUUUUUCAAUUAUUUGGGUAUUUCGGUAUAUAUUUGUGAUUUUUCUUGAAAAAACUUCAAUUACCAAACAAUUAUGGUUCGUAGUUGUGUAGUUUGAGGAAAAGUGGAUCAUUUAUUUCCAGAUCUAACUUUUCAUUGGUAAGUGUGGUUUAUCGCCAGUGGCGGGUCAUAAAUUUUUGUUAAUAUUAUUGAAAUAUUUCUACUGAACUAUUAGUACUAGUUUCUUCGAUAAUUUCGUUUACCAAAAAAAAAUAAUAUGUAGUAUGUAUGAUUUUUUUAAAUAAAUCGCGUUAUUUUAAUA
This is a messenger RNA of Diorhabda sublineata, 1430 nucleotides long. Its product is annotated as SH3 domain-binding glutamic acid-rich protein homolog. NCBI's taxonomy places the organism in Eukaryota, Metazoa, Arthropoda, Insecta, Coleoptera, Chrysomelidae. Bases 179 to 547 code for a protein of 122 amino acids. The transcript has 3 exons. The record is from RefSeq and is a predicted model, not a curated record. Gene Ontology annotation, cellular component: cytoplasm.